Molecule: messenger RNA, 864 nt
Organism: Symbiodinium sp. CCMP2456
Lineage: Eukaryota; Dinophyceae; Suessiales; Symbiodiniaceae
Source: the annotation of a GenBank genome assembly
AUGGAAGAUCCCCGGAAGGGCAGGCAGUACCGAAAAGCGGACGGCCUCAACACUCGGCUGGAGGACCGCGAUCCGCAGUCUACCAUGGUACAACCAGCCCUUCGCGUGCAUGUAGGUCUGCCCCAUCGCGGCUUCACGCGGCCUCUCACAGGGGACGAUGUACUGGUGGUGCCAGAGCUGCUUUGUGAUCAAGAUGACCUGUCUCUUUAUCACAAAAUGGUGGAGGAAAUCCACGUCGCACAGGCCGACGGAAGCAAGGAAGCCAAAUGGGCGUCGUGGAAAGAUGGCUGCCAUUUAAUCACGAAGGCGCCGGAGUGUUCUGCUACCUAUUGCGAUGUGGUUGCUCGGGUCAUCUCUUAUUUCAAGAUACUGGAGCCAUCUGUGUACUCUCGCUUCAAUUGGUACGUGAACGGGGCAGACUGGAAGCCACUGCACCAUGACACUGCCGCGUUCAGCCAGCGACGGCUCGGCAAGCAGAAUAUCACUGUAGGGGUUUCCUUGGGAGGCGAACGGGAGCUUGCAUUCAGGCAUGUGCAGCAUGGCACCCUGGCAUAUUUCCCCCAAGUGAACGGAAUGGCUUUCUCGUUCGGGAGACGCAUAAAUAUGAACUGGAAGCAUGGGAUCAAUGCCCUUCCCCCAGAGAAGCACAAUCAGCUUGGGCGGAUUUCCAUUAUCCUUUGGGGAUGGACCGAGCUUGCUGCCGAGGAGGACGAUGCAGAAUUUGGUGAGGCAGUCGAGGGUGAGGUGCUCAAGGCAGAGGCGUUCCACAGAGUUUGUAAACAGUACCAGAAGGGCAAGUGCACUUAUGGCGAUCGCUGCAAGUUUACGCACUCCAUGGAGUCGCCGAUUGCGAGCAUUGCCUAG